Molecule: messenger RNA, 960 nt
Organism: Closterium sp. Yama58-4
Lineage: Eukaryota; Viridiplantae; Streptophyta; Zygnematophyceae; Desmidiales; Closteriaceae
Source: the annotation of a GenBank genome assembly
AUGCAGUCCUUGCGUCGAGGGUCGGCUGCGCACCACUCCUCACUCCUCCUCCCUUUGUUCGGCCACCGCUACCUUUUUAACCCUCCACUUGGACGUCUGGGGCCCAGCCCCUCUCUUUGGACAGGAUCCCCUGAUGUUGGGUCGGCCUUUUGUGUCUGGGGCUGCCUUGCGCUUGUCCGCGACACCUCUGCGGACAAGCUCUUGGCUUGUGCCAUCCCCUGUGUCUUCCUUGGUUUCCCGGUGGACUCGUCCAACUACACCUUUUACCACCCGCCCCUCCACUGGUUCCUAGACUCCCGUGACAUCCGGUUUGACGAGUCCGUGUCCUACUACACCCAGUACCCCUGUCGAGGUCUCCCAGUCCCCCCUCCUCCUCUUUACCUUGCACCCUCUCCUCCUCCUGCUCCCGCUUCUCCGGUACCCCCGCCCCCUCCUGGUCCUGCCCUGUCUGGUGUGUCUCAUGCUACCCCUCUACCCUUGGUCGCGCAUCAGGUAGCGUCUCCCUCCCUGCAGUCCUCCUCACAGUCCCCCCAGCAGCCGUCGACACGUUCGCGACAGGUUACUGUGGACUCAGGGGGUGCUGGAGCUGGAGGUGCUGGAGCUGGAGGUGCUACCACUGGAGGUGCUCGGCCUGGGGGUGCUUGUUUGAGGGGUGCUGGAGCUAGAGGUGCUGGCACUGGAGGUGCUAGUUUUGGGGGUGCUGGAGCUGGAGGUGUUGGGACUAGUGGCGCUAGUUUUGAGGGUGCUGGAGCUGGCGGGGCUAGUUCAGAGGAGACUGGCACUGGAGGCACUACUACUACGCCUCCCACCGCCACGACACACCUGCAGCAAUUGGACUUGCGGGAGCAGCAGGAGGAGGAGCAGGAGGAGGAGGAGGAGGAGCAGCAGCAGCAACAGCAGCAGCAGCAGCAACAGGAGCAGCAGCACCAGCAGCAGCAGCAGCAGCAACCGUCGCAGUAG